Nilaparvata lugens (brown planthopper) is the source of this 1173-nucleotide messenger RNA. RefSeq names its product translation initiation factor eIF-2B subunit alpha (gene eIF2Balpha). Gene Ontology annotation, cellular component: eukaryotic translation initiation factor 2B complex. The coding region runs from base 242 to 1147 and encodes 301 amino acids. The transcript has 8 exons. Gene Ontology annotation, molecular function: guanyl-nucleotide exchange factor activity; translation initiation factor activity. NCBI's taxonomy places the organism in Eukaryota, Metazoa, Arthropoda, Insecta, Hemiptera, Delphacidae. The record is from RefSeq and is a predicted model, not a curated record. Gene Ontology annotation, biological process: translational initiation.
UUUCUUGAGUCAGCUGAUGCAAUGGGUUUACUAUUUUUGGUUAUGUAUUUGGAUUCUGCAUUCUUCUUUACAAAAAAAUAGUGUUGUAUCUUCUUGAAUGUUUAAUUAUUUUUAAAUAACUGACUCUAUGAUUUUUAUAAAGUAUUGGUUUAUUACAGCUAUGAUUUAAUGCUAUCCGUUGGACAGAGAUUUCUAUUUUGUUCUGUUUAAAAUAGUAAAGUAUAAGGCCAUUAUCAGCAGUAUGGACAAAAAAGAUAUUAAAGAAUAUUUCUGUGGGAUCAUGAAGAAGGAGAAAGAUGUCUCUGCUGGAAUCGCAACAAUUCGAACUCUGCUAAAAUAUCUUGAGCAUGACACGUCUGAAACCGUUCAGGAAUUAGAUGCAAAUCUGAAGAAAGCUGUUGAUGUUAUGAGGAACACAGACAUGCCAGUUACAGCCGUAGCUUCUGGCAGUGAAUUGUUUCUCAGGUUUAUAACUUUGGCUGCUCUAGAUGUUAAGACUUUUGCUGAAUGUAAGAAAAUUAUGCUUCAUCGAGGCGAAUUUUUCCUAAAGAAGCUCAUGGAAGCGAGAGGAAAAGUUGGAAAACUGGCAUCGACUUUCAUAUUUGAUGGCGCUAAAAUAUUGCUGCAUUCCAAGUCGAGAGUUGUUCUUUGUGCAAUGGAAGAAGCGGUCAAACAGAAUAAGAGGUUCGAGGUGUAUGUUACGAAAUCUGCCCCAGAUAGUAGUGGGGAGCAAAUGGCUAGGGACUUGGAAAAGAUCAAUGUUCCAUGUACGGUUAUAUUGGACUCUGCCAUUGGAUAUGUCAUGGAACAAGUUGAUAUGGUGAUGGUGGGAGCAGAAGGUGUAGUGGAAAGUGGAGGUAUUAUCAAUAAGGUUGGUAGCUUUACAAUGGCGGUAUGUGCAAGAGAAAUGAAGAAGCCAUUCUAUGUUCUGACCGAGAGCUUCAAAUUCGCCAGACUCUAUCCUCUGAAUCAGAGAGACCUGCCAAAUGAAUUCAAGUAUCCAGCCAGUAUGUUGAAGAAGGACGUCAGUAAGGAGCAUCCUCUAGUGGACUACACUCCACCAGCUUAUAUCACACAUCUUUUCACUGAUCUUGGAAUUCUGACUCCUUCGGCUGUUAGUGAUGAACUCAUAAGAUUAUAUCUGUGAUUUUGUAUUAAAGUUUUUAUUCUAAA